Messenger RNA from Phoenix dactylifera (date palm), 2521 nucleotides. The record is from RefSeq and is a predicted model, not a curated record. Lineage: Eukaryota; Viridiplantae; Streptophyta; Magnoliopsida; Arecales; Arecaceae.
UGGUAUCUACUUCAAGCUUUGGAUAACCCCAAACAUGUCCAUUACCAUCCUCCUAUUCCUUCUUCUCACUUCUCGCCUCGCCUCACCGGUUAAUGGUGAAACCCAACGGCCGGUGCCUCUCAACAGCACUGAAGACCUCAAGACAUACAUAAUUCAUGUACACCCGAACCUCGAUUCCACUUCAUCGGAUGAUCCUGAUGAACUUGAGAAUUGGUACGAGUCCUUCUUGCCCUCCAACAUUCUGGGCUCAGGUGAGGCACGGUUGGUCUACUCCUACAGCAGUGUCAUCAAUGGCUUCGCUGCGAGACUGACCGACGGAGAGCUGGCCGACGUGAAGAAGAAGGUCGGCUUCCUUCAUGCAUACCCCGACCGGCUGAUUCCUCUUCAAACCACACAUACACCGGAGUUCCUCGGCCUCCGAUGCGGCUCCCCGGGCUUCUGGAGCGAUGCGAAAUUUGGCAAAGGCGUGAUCGUCGGCGUUCUCGACACUGGAAUCUUGCCCACCCACCCUUCUUUUGAUGACGAUGAGAUGCCACCUCCACCGGCGAGGUGGAAGGGGUUUUGCGAGUUCGGUGCAAGAGAGUGCAACAACAAGCUCAUUGGUGCAAGAACGUUCACCCGAGGAAUGAACGCUAUGAAGGGACUGGACGCCGGUGCAGCGCCGGAAGCACCGUAUGAUGAGGAGGGACAUGGGACGCACACCGCCGGCACUGCCACCGGCAUGUUCGUCGAGAAGGCCAACGUCGCCGGCCAGGCCGCCGGUACUGCCGCCGGGAUGGCUCCUUUUGCUCAUCUGGCGGUGUAUAAGGUGUGCGGCGCAAAUGGAUGCCCGUCUUCCGACAUACUUGCCGGGCUGGACAGCGCCAUCAAGGAUGGAGUCGAUGUUGUAUCGCUCUCCCUCGGGGGAUCCUCCGUUCCUUUCUACAACGACGCCGUCGCCAUCGGCACGUUCAGCGCCAUGGAGAAGGGCAUCUUUCCGAGCUGCGCGGCGGGAAAUUCGGGGCCGACCUCCCGCUCCCUGUCGAACGAAGCGCCAUGGAUUCUGACGGUCGGCGCGAGCACCAUGGAUCGGGCCAUUCGGACCACGGUGGAGCUCGGCAACGGAGCCACCUUCGAUGGAGAGUCUCUCUACCAGCCUAGCGACUUCCUCUCCACCCUGGUUCCUCUUGUGAACCCCCAGCUCCGGAGCGGAGAUUCGCUAUCCCAGCUCCGCGAGUUACAGACCGCCUUGCUACCUUUGGUGUUCCCCGGCGUGCUCGGAGGAACUAGCGCCGCUCUCUGUCUCUCUGGCUCGCUGAACAACAUCGAUGUCAAAGGUAAGGUGGUGGUAUGUGAUGGCGGCCAGAUUAGCAACGUGGACAAGGGUGUGACUGUCAAGAAGGCCGGAGGCGCGGCCAUGAUCGUUGCCAGCACCAGAGUCGAAGGAUUCACCAUCCGGGAUGAUAUCCAUGUCCUUCCGGCGUCCAAUGUCGGCUAUGCCGACGGACUGAAGAUCAAAUCCUACAUCAAUUCGGCAUCGGCUCCCACGGCGUCGAUCACCUUCAAGGGCACGGUGAUCGGAACUUCUCCGGCUCCGGCGGUCGCGUACUUCUCCUCCAGAGGACCUAACAUGGCCGACCGAAACAUCCUCAAGCCGGACAUCGUCGGCCCCGGCGUGAACGUUUUAGCCGCGUGGCCCAUCGAAGUUGGACCGCCGGGCGCGACAUCCAUGUUUAACAUAAUCUCCGGCACGUCCAUGGCCACACCCCACCUUAGCGGGAUUGCAGCACUGCUAAAAAGCACACACCCUGACUGGUCCCCGGCGGCGAUCAAGUCGGCGAUCAUGACGACCGCCGACUUAACCGCCAACGAUGGCAGCAUGAUUCCUGACCAGAACUUAGACCAGGCCGACUUCUUCGCCGUCGGAGCCGGCCAUGUGAAUCCGUCGAGGGCCGACAAACCGGGCCUCAUCUACGAUAUCAACUCCGACAACUACACCGCGUACCUCUGCGGCCUGAAAUACACCGAUCGGCAGGUCAGCGCCGUCGUACGUCGCUCAGUCAAGUGCUCGAGCAUUAAGAAAAUCUCCGGCGCAGAAUUGAACUAUCCUUCGUUCAUGGUGAUCUUGAACACCAGAAACGGCUACAAAUUGGAGGUGACGAGAACGGUGAAGAACGUCGGAUCGGCAAGAUCGGUGUACAAGGUGCAGACGAUGUCUCCGGGAGGGGUGUCGGUGGCCGUAAAGCCAACGCAGCUGUCCUUUUCCAAAGUCAACGAGGAGGCGCAGUUCACCGUGACCUUCUCCAGCGAUGGCAGAAGCAAGGGAUAUAAGGAGGGGUUUUUGACGUGGCUCAUAUCCAAUGGAAGUAUAAGCGUCAAUAGUCCAAUAAUGGUGGCUGUCCAGUGAUAUAAGGAGCCAUGGAGGCCAUGAAUGCACGUAGAAGGGUUGGCUUUCUUGGGGUGCAUACCUAUGAUCUUAGAAAUAAAUGUUGAAGUCGUGUUCGUCUUUUGUGUUGGAUAAUAAACUUGAUUCUUAUGAUGA